AUGGCAAAUCUGUCGGAUCCUCUUGUGGUUGGGAGAGUGAUUGGAGAUGUAAUUGAUUAUUUCACUCCAAAUGUGAAAAUGACUGUCACUUAUAACUCCAACAAGCAGGUUUAUAAUGGCCACGAGCUUUUCCCAUCUGCUGUCACUCAUAAACCUAAAGUUGAGGUCCAUGGUGGUGAUAUGAGAUCUUUUUUCACCCUGGUCAUGACAGACCCAGAUGUUCCAGGACCUAGUGAUCCAUACCUGAGGGAGCACCUACACUGGAUAGUAACUGAUAUCCCAGGCACUACAGAUGCCACAUUCGGAAGGGAAGUGGUGAACUAUGAGAUGCCAAGGCCUAACAUCGGGAUCCACAGGUUUGUUUACCUUCUUUUCAGGCAGAAAGGAAGACAAACAGUGAGCACACCAUCCUCAAGGGACAAAUUUAACACGAGGAAAUUUGCUGAAGAAAAUGAGCUUGACCUGCCGGUAGCAGCUGUCUUCUUCAAUUCUCAAAGGGAAACAGCUGCAAGGAGACGUUGA
Molecule: messenger RNA, 522 nt
Organism: Populus nigra (black poplar)
Lineage: Eukaryota; Viridiplantae; Streptophyta; Magnoliopsida; Malpighiales; Salicaceae
Product: CEN-like protein 2
Exons: 4
Coding region: 1-522 (173 amino acids)
Biological process (GO): negative regulation of flower development; vegetative to reproductive phase transition of meristem
Cellular component (GO): cytoplasm; nucleus
Source: RefSeq, a predicted model, not a curated record